UUGUGGCUCGCAGGGCAUAUUUCAAUUAGAAAGAUUAGUGAGAGUGGACGAGAGAGAGAGGGAGAGCAGGGGAGAGAGAGAUGGGGGGCUGGGCUAUAGCGGUGCACGGCGGCGCUGGAGUCGACCCAAACCUCCCAUUGGAACGCCAAGAACAAGCCAAACACCUCCUCACUCGCUGCCUCAACAUCGGCAUCUCCGCUCUCCGUUCCUCUCUCCCCGCCAUCGACGUCGUUGAACUCGUUGUUAGAGAACUGGAAACGGAUCCGUACUUCAAUUCCGGGCGGGGGUCUGCGUUAACAGAGAAAGGGACGGUGGAGAUGGAGGCCAGCAUCAUGGAUGGGGCUGGCCGGCGCUGCGGCGCCGUCUCCGGCGUCACCACUGUCAAAAACCCCAUCUCCCUGGCUCGUCUCGUAAUGAGCAAGUCCCCCCACUCCUAUCUCGCCUUUGCAGGGGCUGAAGAGUUCGCCCGCCAACAGGGUGUGGAGACGGUGGACAAUGAAUAUUUCAUCACGGAAGAAAACGUUGGCAUGUUAAAACUGGCAAAGGAAGCAAACACAAUUUUGUUUGAUUACAGGAUCCCAACCAUUGGAUUAGACACGUGCAGCGCAGCCGCUGAGACCUCGCUGCAGAUGAACGGCCUCCCAAUCAGCGUCUACGCGCCGGAGACGGUGGGCUGCGUGGUGGUGGACGGCGAGGGGCGGUGCGCGGCGGCCACCUCCACGGGCGGUCUGAUGAACAAGAAGAGCGGCCGGAUCGGGGACUCACCGCUGAUCGGGGCUGGGACCUACGCGUGUGAGGUGUGCGGCGUGUCGUGCACGGGCGAGGGCGAGGCCAUCAUACGGGGAACAUUGGCCCGGGAGGUGGCAGCCGUGAUGGAGUACAAGGGGUUGGGACUGCAGGAAGCCGUGGAUUUCGUGAUAAGGGAGCGGCUUGAUGAGGGAAAGGCGGGGCUUAUUGCGGUGUCGAAUAAGGGAGAGGUGGCGUGUGGGUUCAACAGCGUUGGGAUGUUCAGAGGCUGUGCCACUGAAGAUGGAUUCAUGGAAGUAAACAUUUGGUAGGAAGCCAUCAAUAUCAGGGCUCCAAUUUAAGCUAAAACUUUUAUGCAAAAUUUUCAUCUUUAGUUGAAAAAAAUGUCACUGGCUCUGUCACCGUGGAUAAAUAAGAUUGUUUCCUCUCGUCCUUUA
This is a messenger RNA of Diospyros lotus (date-plum), 1184 nucleotides long. Its product is annotated as probable isoaspartyl peptidase/L-asparaginase 2. Gene Ontology annotation, molecular function: hydrolase activity. The record is from RefSeq and is a predicted model, not a curated record. The transcript has 4 exons. The coding region runs from base 81 to 1058 and encodes 325 amino acids. NCBI's taxonomy places the organism in Eukaryota, Viridiplantae, Streptophyta, Magnoliopsida, Ericales, Ebenaceae.